Oreochromis aureus is the source of this 1394-nucleotide messenger RNA. RefSeq names its product galactose mutarotase (gene galm). Lineage: Eukaryota; Metazoa; Chordata; Actinopteri; Cichliformes; Cichlidae. Bases 147 to 1181 code for a protein of 344 amino acids. Gene Ontology annotation, biological process: glucose metabolic process; beta-D-galactose catabolic process via UDP-galactose, Leloir pathway. The record is from RefSeq and is a predicted model, not a curated record. The transcript has 9 exons. Gene Ontology annotation, molecular function: aldose 1-epimerase activity; carbohydrate binding.
GAGACAUCGCUGAGCGUGUGUCGACCUGCUGACUGUAAAGAGAGUUAAAGCGUCAUAUCCUGUAUACACUUAACUGAGCAAACAGACUGUUUUGAGCAGUUUUACUCUCUGUGUUGGUGUGUAUGUAAGAGACACGUGGGAACACUAUGACUCAGGUAAGCCAUCAUCCAUGGGGAGAGUGGCCUGGCCAGGGCACCGUGGACCUGUGGGUUGUCCAGUCUCCUCAGGUGAAGGUGGAAGUCCUAACCUUAGGCGCCAUUAUCAGAUCAGUGAGCUACAGAGGGAAGGAUGGACAAAUGGGGGAUGUAGUCCUUGGCUAUGAUAACCUGGAAGGUUAUGUGUCAGAUAAGCGGUACCUGGGCGCUGUGGUGGGCCGUGUGGCAAACAGGAUUGCAAAGGGACGUUUUGUCCUUGAGGGGAAGGAGUACCAGCUGGAUGUUAACAAUGGACCAAAUGCGCUGCAUGGAGGCCUGCGAGGCUUCAAUAAGGCUAUCUGGCUUGCUACAGCAGUGGAAGGUGGUGUUCAGCUGAGUCUUACCAGUCCAGAUGGAGACCAGGGUUAUCCUGGUGAAGUUCAGGUCUCUGUCUCCUACACACUGCAGGCAGAAGAACUAACUGUUGAAUACCAAGCACGGGCUAACAAAACUACCCCCAUCAACCUCACCAACCAUUCCUACUUCAACCUGGCCGGACAGGGUGUAGCAGAUAUCUACGACCAUCAGGUGUCCAUCACUGCACAGUCCUACCUGCCUGUGGAUGACACAUCAAUUCCUACAGGAGAGAUCAGAGAGGUGAAAGGCACACCCUUUGACCUCAGAGAACCAGUUCUCAUUGGCCCUCAUCUGAAGGAACUUCAAGGCCCAGGGUUUGACCACAACUUCUGUUUGUCAUCACCCAGAGAACCAUGGACAGAGAAACGCGCUGCCAGAGUCUGUCACCCGGCAAGUGGGCGUGUCUUAGAGGUUUCUACUAACCAGCCAGGAGUCCAGUUCUACACUGCCAACUUCCUGGAUGGCUCCAUCGCAGGAAAGGGUGGUUGUAGGUACAGGAAGCACAGCUCCUUCUGUCUGGAGACGCAGAACUGGCCUGAUGCUGUUAACCAGCCUUCAUUUCCUGACUGCCUUCUGCAUCCUGGAGAGAACUACCAUCACAUAACUCGCUACACCUUCACAACUGUCUGAUCUGACAGACAGAAAAGAAGAAAAUUUCAUCAUUUGCAGCAGAAUGUUUCAUUUCCUAAAAGUCUUAAUUAUGAAUAUAAUUUUUGUUAACAUUUUACAAUAUUUUGUUAAGCUUGAAAAAAACCUUCAUAGUUCAACAUGACCAAACUCUGUUAUGAUUUGAUUUACGAUGAUGUGCCAUACUUGUCAUAUUAAACACAAUAUUGAUCAAGA